UGGCAGUCCGUCCCCAGUCCAUGUGUCGUCCAGGGACUAUCGCCCGUGAGGCCGGGACUGCUGGAAGACGUGGAGACUGGAGCACGUCCGAGGAAUAGCAGUGAGCACACAGUGACAUGAGCUGAGGAAUGAAGAAAAUGUCGGUCAGCAUACAUGAGAACCGCAAGUCCAGAGCCAGUACUGGCUCUAUGAACAUCUACCUGUUCCACAAGUCUUCAUAUGCUGACAAUGUGCUAACACAUCUUAACCUAUUAAGACAGCAGUGCCUCUUCACCGAUGUCUUAUUACUGGCGGGAAACCGGUCUUUUCCCUGCCAUCGAGCUGUCCUUGCUGCUUGCAGUCGCUAUUUUGAAGCAAUGUUUAGUGGAGGUCUUAAAGAAAGCCAAGCCAAUGAGGUGAACUUUCACAAUGCAAUCCACCCAGAAGUUUUAGAACUCCUUUUGGAUUACGCAUAUUCUUCCAGAGUCAUAAUAAAUGAAGAAAAUGCAGAAUCCCUUCUGGAAGCUGGAGAUAUGUUAGAGUUUGAGGACAUCAGAGAUGCAUGCGCUGAGUUCUUGGAGAAGAACCUUCAUCCAACCAACUGUUUAGGCAUGCUUCUCCUGUCUGAUGCUCAUCAAUGUACCAAACUGUACGAACUGUCUUGGAGAAUGUGCCUUACCAACUUCCAAACCAUCUGCAAAACGGAAGACUUUCUACAGUUACCCAAAGAGUUUGUUGUCAAACUGUUAUCACAUGAAGAACUGGAAACUGAAGAUGAGAGGAUGGUGUACGAGUCUGCAAUGAACUGGAUUAAUUAUGAUCUAAAUAAACGUCACUGUUACUUAAGUGAGCUGCUCCAGACUGUACGAUUAGCCCUGUUACCAGCCAUAUAUCUCAUGGAGAAUGUAGCUAUGGAGGAACUGGUCAUUAAGCAGAAAAAAAGCAAAGAACUUGUAGAAGAAGCAAUUAGGUGUAAGUUAAAAAUUUUGCAAAAUGAUGGAGUGGUGACAAGUAUGUGUGCGAAGCCUCGCAAAACCGGCCAUGCUUUGUUUCUCCUGGGCGGACAGACUUUCAUGUGUGAUAAAUUAUACCUGGUUGACCAGAAGGCAAAAGAAAUUAUACCCAAAGCAGACAUUCCAAGUCCGCGCAAGGAAUUCAGUGCAUGUGCAAUUGGCUGCAAAGUCUAUAUCACUGGUGGAAGGGGUUCAGAGAAUGGGGUUUCAAAGGAUGUGUGGGUCUAUGACACACUUCAUGAGGAGUGGUCAAAGGCUGCACCAAUGCUGGUAGCACGGUUUGGCCAUGGGUCUGCUGAACUAAAACAUUGUUUGUAUGUAGUGGGUGGGCACACAGCAGCAACUGGCUCACUCCCUGCAUCUCCAUCAGUGUCUUUAAAACAAGUGGAACAAUAUGACCCAUCAACCAACAAGUGGACCAUGGUAGCUCCUCUCCGAGAAGGUGCUAGCAAUGCUGCUGUGGUUAGUGCGAAGCUUAAAUUAUUUGCCUUUGGUGGGACUAGUGUUAGUCACGAUAAGUUGCCCAAGGUUCAAUGUUAUGAUCCUUCUGAAAACAGAUGGAGUGUACCAGCCACUUGUCCACAGCCAUGGCGCUACACGGCUGCAGCUGUUCUCGGAACCCAGAUCUUUAUCAUGGGAGGGGAUACUGAAUUCUCUGCGUGUUCAGCUUAUAAAUUUAACAGUGAAACCUAUCAGUGGACUAAAGCUGGAGAUGUGACAGCCAAGAGAAUGAGCUGUCAUGCAGUCGCAUCUGGCAAUAAACUGUUCGUAGUUGGAGGCUACUUUGGAAUUCAGAGGUGCAAAACAUUGGACUGUUACGACCCAACAAUUGACGCAUGGAACAGCAUAACUACAGUACCUUACUCCCUUAUCCCCACUGCAUUUGUGAGCACAUGGAAACAUCUGCCAUCUUAAAGCACUGUUGACUGGCAUGAUGGACCUCAGCUGUGAAGAUUCGAGGCCAGCUCUUAGAGGAACAUGACAAAAGGACUUUUGAACUUAACAGAAGACGUUUGCCAAUCCCCGCACUCUCCCUCCUGCAGCUGGUGAUUCUGGCGCUCCGGCAGCAGAAACGGUUAAGAUUUUUCUGAACUGAAGAUUUUUUUUGUUUUUGUCUCGUUGUGCUUCAGAUAUCAGUAUUAACCCGCUAAGAUCAGAAUCCAAUGUAUCACAAGGAAAAUGUUUUAUUUUUUAUUGGCUUUGUAUGUGGAACCCCUGGGAGCCUGUUUAAUAUGUCUGCAGUGCUUGAAUCCAUCUGGACAGUUCUCUCUAUGGACGAGUUUAUCAUCUGAUAGAAAUGUCAGCACCAGCUGUGGGGGAAGCUGGAGGGUUCCAAGUAGCAAAGAUGUCAGGUUGCAUACAGUCCUAGCCGUGCAUAUCUUGACUUAAGACUACACAAGUGCGCCAUGCCACGGGCAUUUUCUAAAUUCGUGGUUUAACGCAUUCUCAAGAUUAACAAAGCAGAAAACCACAACUGUAACCUAGCCAGAAGGAAAAAAAAAAAAACUGUGAACAAAUAUUGGAUGUCUUAUUACCCAGAAUCCAUUGCCAUUUCAUUUGCCUAUUUAUAUAUGACUUUGUCAUUACAUUCCCAGUUGUCUAUUUAUUGUGCUGUCUGCAUGCUGAUACAAUGCUUGUAGUUGUAUUGACAUGUGAAGGGCCAUGAUUGUAUGUUUGAAGACCACUCCCAACAUUUCAGCACGGUGUAUUUAGGUGCCUGCAUGCAGCAUUGCAAACUGUGUACUCUUCGGUGUUUGACCAGAUCUUCAUACUAAGAAUGACGAAAUUUGUUAUCUGGUUUCAGGAGUAAAAAAAAAAAAUGAUAGAAUUGCACAUGUAGCAGGGCUGAAUUUGCCAUUUCUUUAGUUGCAUUUUUGGCAGACUAAGCCUGGACAAGCCCUUUCCAUAUGGACUAUUCUGAUCUUUGAAUGCCGUACAGAGUUUCCUCAAUCCAAUUUUAUGAUCAAUGGGGUGUAGAGAGUCCAGUUCCAUGUGGUCAACCGAUUAUGAGCACAUCUUUUUUUCAGUUGGACAACACAUCUUGAUAUAAGAGUUGUACCUAAUGACACCUCAGCUCUGCUAUAUUUAUAGCUAGCCGUAGCCGUCUCUGCUGCUAUGU
Molecule: messenger RNA, 3111 nt
Organism: Bufo bufo (common toad)
Lineage: Eukaryota; Metazoa; Chordata; Amphibia; Anura; Bufonidae
Gene: ENC1
Product: ectodermal-neural cortex 1
Exons: 3
Coding region: 129-1907 (592 amino acids)
Molecular function (GO): protein binding
Source: RefSeq, a predicted model, not a curated record